This is a messenger RNA of Danio rerio (zebrafish), 511 nucleotides long. RefSeq names its product tryptophanyl-tRNA synthetase 1 (gene wars1). Gene Ontology annotation, biological process: tRNA aminoacylation for protein translation; tryptophanyl-tRNA aminoacylation. The record is from RefSeq and is marked validated. Lineage: Eukaryota; Metazoa; Chordata; Actinopteri; Cypriniformes; Danionidae. Gene Ontology annotation, molecular function: ATP binding; tryptophan-tRNA ligase activity; nucleotide binding.
UUUGACGUUCCUCUGGUCAUCCAGCUGACGGAUGAUGAGAAGUACCUGUGGAAGGACCUGACGCUGGAGGAGUGUCGGCGCUUCACUGUGGAGAACGCCAGAGACAUCAUCGCCUGCGGGUUCGACGUCAACAAGACCUUCAUCUUCUCUGAUCUGGAAUAUAUGGGGGCGAGUCCUGCCUUCUACAGAAACGUGGUGAAGGUCCAGAAGCAUGUGACUUUUAACCAGGUUAAAGGCAUCUUCGGCUUCACAGACAGCGACUGCAUCGGGAAAAUCAGCUUUCCAGCCAUUCAGGCAGCUCCGUCCUUCAGUAACUCGUUUCCGCAGAUCUUUGGUGACAGAAAGGACGUCCAGUGCCUCAUUCCGUGUGCUAUCGAUCAGGAUCCAUACUUCCGCAUGACUCGUGACGUAGCUCCUCGUAUCGGGUACCUGAAGCCGGCUCUUCUUCACUCCACCUUCUUCCCAGCGCUGCAGGGGGCACAAACCAAGAUGAGCGCCAGCGACGCCAACU